This is a messenger RNA of Hemiscyllium ocellatum (epaulette shark), 3024 nucleotides long. Its product is annotated as kalirin-like. Gene Ontology annotation, cellular component: postsynaptic density; cytoplasm. Gene Ontology annotation, molecular function: guanyl-nucleotide exchange factor activity. Gene Ontology annotation, biological process: intracellular signal transduction; axon guidance. The record is from RefSeq and is a predicted model, not a curated record. Lineage: Eukaryota; Metazoa; Chordata; Chondrichthyes; Orectolobiformes; Hemiscylliidae. The transcript is spliced from 12 exons. The coding region runs from base 118 to 1227 and encodes 369 amino acids.
AUUUGCUGCUGCUGUCAUUCUCUGCAGUUUGAAUUUCGACUAGAUGAGUCAACUGUGCUUGGGUUUUCAAACUAUCUUGAUCCUGGAACCAGACUGCUGUAUCUCCACCAUUCCUCAAUGAAUUCUUCAGCAUCACCUGGUGAUCAUAAUGAAGAACAAGCCAAAGGACUUAAAGGCAGAAAGUAUGUCCUAAAUGAACUUGUUCAAACAGAGAAAGUUUAUGUUAAAGACUUGGGAGCUGUGGUUGAGGGUUACAUGAAAAAAAUGGAAGAGAAAGGAAUUCCUGAUGAUAUGAAAGGAAAAGACAAAAUUGUUUUUGGAAAUCUUCAACAGAUCUACGAAUGGCACAACAAUUAUUUUGCAGGGCAGUUGGAUAAAUGUCUUCAGGAGCCAGAACAUUUGGCAAAGCUCUUCAUCAAGCAUGAGAGACGCUUAGACAUGUAUGCAGUGUACUGUCAAAACAAGCCAAAAUCUGAGCAUAUUGUGAUUGAAUAUGAUGCCUAUUUCGAGGAGGUAAAACUGGAUUUGGGUGAGACAUUUAGCCUGAGUGACUAUCUCAUCAAACCUGUACAGAGGAUAACCAAGUAUCAGUUGCUGCUCAGGGACUUCCUUAAGUACAGUGAACAAGCUGGGCUCGAAUGUUCAGAGAUUUCGAAAGCGGUUGAUGUGAUGUACCAUGUGCCAAAACGUUGUAAUGACAUGAUGAAUUUGGGAAGACUUGAAGGUUUUAAGGGCAGACUCACAGCACAGGGGAAACUGCUGCAACAAGAUACAUUCCUUGUGACAGAACAAGUUUCUGGAGUUCUGUCCCGAAGUAAGGAAAGACGAGUUUUCCUCUUUGAGCAGGUUUUAAUCUUUAGUGAACUACAUAAGAAGGGUUCCUCAGCACCAAUAUAUCAAUUCAAGAAUAGCAUUAAGGUGAGUGCACUAAACAUUGAAGCUGACGUGAACAAUGAACCAUGCAAGUUUGUUCUGAGAUCCCAUGGAACGUCUGAACAGUACAUCUUACAGGCACCAAAUACUGAAAUCUGGCAAGCUUGGCUUCAUGACAUCAACAAAGUGCUUGAGAUGCAACAAAACUUUUUGAACGCCCUACAAUCACCAAUUGAUUACCAGAAAAAGCAACUUGGUCCUCAAUUUUUCAGAAGCGGGACAGAAGCAAGAAAACUGUCCCAACCCACCCUUGGGCCAGAUACUGCCAAUGAGACUCCAAGCUUCAAUGCGUAAUAACAGCAUGCAGCCAAAAUGAGCAAAACAAGAUACCUACAGAUGCCAAGGAAGUCAUUCAACUUAAUACUGAAAGCAUGUCACAUAUCAAUAGUUAAAACAUGGUAGACAUUGUCCCCAUACUAGUAUCAUUUAUUAAGCUAAACACAAUGAGCCAUCAGAAAGUGAUAUUCUUAUUAAGAGUAUGAUUAAUGAAGUACCUGAAUUAAAUUAUGGAACAUUUUUAACAAUUCAAUCAUCAGUGAUUCAGGUUUUUUUUGGCUGGGCUAUUGAAUUUAUAAAAACAAACCAAUUGAAUAUGUGAUAAAAAUCACUAAUUACGAUGGCAUGGACCUGGGGGCUGGACUUUCCUGAAUGCUACUUUCAGUUAGUUGCAGAUUGCUCCAAUUGAUUGGAUGUUCCCCACUUGCCUGGAUGGCUGCAGCUACAAAAACACUUACGAAGCUUAACACAAUUCAGGACAAAGCAGCCCACUUGAUUGGCACCACACUUACAAACAUUCAAUUCCCUCUACCACACUGCUUGGUAGCAGCAGCUUGUACUAUCAACAAAUGAACUGCAGAAAUUCACCAAGGCUCCUUAGACAGCACCUUCCAAACUCACAAUCACUACCAUCAAUAAGUACAAGGGCAGCAGUUACACAGGAAGACUGGUACUUGCAAGUUCCCCUCCAAGCCUUCAUCAUUCAUACUUGGAAAUGUAUCACCAUUCUUUUGGUGUCACUGGGUCAAAUCCUGGAAUUCCUUCCCAAUUUGCACUGUGGGUCUACCUACACCAAAUGGUUACAGCAGUUUAAGAAGAUUGCUCACCAUCACCUUCUCAAGGGCAGCUAGGUAUGUGAAACAAACGCUGGUCCAGCCAACAACAUGAGUGAAUAAAAAAAAGUCUUUUAACUCCUCCCUUACUGUACACAGCAACACUCAGACUUUAACAAAAAUAUGAUUGAUAUAGCAUUGUACUCAGAGAUUCAAAGCCAAAGCAAUAAUCAGAUUAGCAGCAUUAGAGAGCAGAACUGUAAUUGUUCCCAGUCAAAUAAGUGAGGGAUAGAAUGGGGUGAGGUGAAAAGAAUGGGAAAGAGUAAGAACAACCACCAGAACAGAAACGUAGAAGUACCUACACCAAAAGGACUUCAGCAGAUCAGGAAUUUAGUUCUCCACCAUCUUCUCAAGGGUAAUAAUUCCUGGACCAGCCAAAGAUGUCUAUAUCCCAUGAAUGAAUAAAAGAAGUAUGAUGGGAACUUGGGUGUGGGAGGUGAAAUUAAGGGGAAAAAUUAGUUGUUAUUCACUUAUGCACUCACUCUAAAAUGGCUAUUGUUCAUUUACAAAACUGAGGUUGUUACGCAAUGAUCAAGAUCUGCUCUGUUAGUAGUCCUUUUAAAAGUAGACACCAAAGUAGAAUCACUGUUAAAAGUUCACAGUGCUGCAUUCUCAUCCUGCAUUCUGAUAUAUUCUCGUAAAAUUACAUUUGAGUAAUAGCUGGACUUGUAUUAUCAAUACCUUUGCUGAAGUCCCUCAAGGUUACUGCACAUCUGAUUCAACUUAACUGGUGCUCAUUGUGGCUUCAUUGUGAUUGAAGUGGUAAGGUUUUGCUUGAUCUGCACAUGUAACUAAAGUGCCAUCCAGUGGUCUGACUGAGUAAUCCCAAGCAACAAAGUAAACAUGAUUAUAUUUGUAACUGCCUGUCACAACAUCAUUUUCAUUACUCCAUACUGUGCAAAAGUGAGGACUGCAGAUGCUGGAGAUAAGAGUCAAGAGUGUGGUGUUGGAAAAGCACAGCAGGUCAGGCAGCAUCCGAGGA